UGCCUUUCACAUUUCAGUAGUUUCCGUUAAUGCGUUCGCCACGUCGACUUAGCUCCUUCUUUUUUUUCCUCCUGUCGCGCUGACGCGUAAUUACUAUUAAAAUAUGAGAGCCUAAACGAACCGAAAGGAAACAACUGAGCUAAAAACAGCGGAAAAGCGCCGGAAAAUAAGCAAACAAAAAUUUCGAACAGAACGUCUUAGUGGUUCGUGUGUUUUUCUUUAUUUUUGUGUGUGUGGGUGUUUUUUUUUUUGAGUGACUACAGCAACAAGAUGCCGCUGUAUUCGGAUUCGACCAACUAUUACUACAGUGGCGGCAGCAGCCAACUGUAUUCGCCGUACUAUAGUUCCGGUUUGGGCCUGAACUUGGGCCUGGGCUCGGGCUCUUCCCCCGGAUCGAGCUAUACGUCCAGCUACAAUCGCUCCUAUCCGGCCAGCUAUAUGGUGCCUCUGAGUCCCAGUUCGCCGCGAUCGCCGAGUAGCUAUUCGAGCGGCACUUCCUCAGCGAGCAGCUCCCUCCAUGGCUUGGGUUCCAGAUACCAACCCAAGUUGACUACGAUUACGGAGACGGGCAGGCACAGUGGUCACAGCAGCCUGAUGCCCCUGACCCGCAUCAAUUCACCCAAGUACAGUACAGCCCCGAGUUAUAGUUCCUCAAGCGGCGCCAGUAGUAGAUACAUACCGGCAAGACCUAUAGCUAUAAAUACAGCCGAUAUCGAUGUGAGUUCUUCCAGAUAUCGCAGGGUUAUCCCGGAAAAAGAGCCGACAGUCAAGGAGGAGGUGGUGGCUAAGCGGAAGGAGAAGGAGGAAGAGAAGGAGGAAGAGAAGGCGGAAAAGAAGGAGGAACCCAAGGCCCCCAAGGAAACAGAUCCUAGAUCCAAUCGCAGAUCCACCAUCAAACGAAAUCGCCCUGUGGUCCGACUCUCCACCAUACGCAGACGCAGCAAGGAACGCAGUGCCGAGAGUCCCAAAAAGGAGCCACAGCUGGUGGUGGAACAUCAGUUCAGGGAUCUGCCCCCAGCCACCGAGCCCAGUUUGAGUUGGCGCCAAAAACUGGCCGAGGAACUGGCCGCCUUUCCCACCACCAGCAACAAAAAGUCACCAGGAGAGCUGCUACGUGAGCGAUUCUACAUACGAGACGAGAAGGAGGAGGCGGCGCCCAGUCUCAAUCAGGCCAGAGUCCAAGAACUAACUAGGCCACAAAGUGCUCAGAGGACUGAGAGCCGGGAACAAAAGAGUUCUCCGGGCGAAAGGGAAGAGGAAAAGGAUAAGGACCUGGAAAAGGAGGAAUCGGAUCUCGAGGAAAUGCAGGAGACCAUUCGCCGCCUGAGCCUCGUGCAGUGCCCCACAUUUCAUGACAUUUGCGAGGAUAUUUCAUCCGAUAAGAUCGAUGAUGAUCUGAAUGCCGGCGAGCUGCGACGCCGGGCCUCGAUUAUCCAGGAACAGGAGCAGGAAAUCCUAAACAAGCUGCAGAAAUCGAACUCGGGCAGCUUCCAGCUGAUCCACCUGGAGCGGCGGUCCAGUCACGAUAGCACCACCACCAACGAUGAGGAUCUCAAGGAGCGGUCGAAGCGGCGAUCGAAGAAGAGCAAGAAGCAGCGGCACAAGAUCACCGCCAUUGUGGAGGUGGAAAAUGCACCACAGGCUCAGCCAGUGGAUCAUCAUAUGCCCAGUGUCUUGGAGUUGAACGAGGAGAACCUAUUGGUGCAGCCCUUGGUUUCGAUUUCCGGUUCAGGUUCGAGCUCCACCCCGAGUCCCAGUCCCAAGCCAAAGUUCACCGUGAAUGUGGAGACGGUGGAGGAGCAUCAUCAGAUACACAAGGUGUUCAAGUUGCCCAAGAAAAAGACAGUGCCCAAGGAGGAUGGGCAGGUGGAGGAAAAGGACGAGUCGUCGUCGUCGUCUCUGCCCGAAGGAUUCAUGAAGGCAGCGCCCAAAACAACCAAGACAUCGCCUUUGAAGAAGGCCAGUAAGCAGCAGAAACAGCACGUGAGUGAGGCACAAAUUUUCACCUUCGAUGAGGCAGCCAUACAGCAGAAUCAGCAGCAAUCACAGCCCAAAACCGAGGCCAAGGUCGAGGGCGUGGCCACACCCAAACCCAUUCGCAAGGCUAUACAAAAAUCCGAGAGCGGCGAGGACUUUUGGUCGCAAAUCGGUUCGCGGGAAACGCUGUACAUGAGCAAUCGCAAGAAGGUCUUCAACGAGCGACAGGAGCAGCUGCUGGAGGAAGAAGUGCCCAAGUCACCAACCACGAAGACACCAACGACACCGAAACUCAAGUCGGAAAUUCUCAUCGAGCUGAAGACAACACCUUCGAACGUGACAACUGCUGGUAAAUCGUCCAUACCAAAGCUAUCUUCAAUACCACUAACUCCAACGAUUGUGAGAACCAACCAAGUGGAAGGACAGAAAGCAGAAGCAAGCAAAAUACCAACAAAAACCAAGGCUAUAAUAACACCAACACCUGAAGUAGACGCUUCAACAACCGAUGAUAUUAAAUCCAAGUCAACAAUGCCUAAGAAAGACUUGCCAAAAUUAAUAACAACAGAGGAAGCCAAGUCAACAAUGACAGCCAAAACGACAGCUGCAACACCCACAAAAGAAUCACCAAAAACACCACAAAAUAAAGUGAAAACAUCACCCAAAGCUGAAGAGGCGACUGUGCUACUGAAAACGGAUACACCAACAAGAAUAGCAGCAACACCACAAACAAAACCAGAUACACCAACAAAGGAUUCAACACCACAAAUCAAAGUGGAGAAACCAACGAAAGAAUCACCAACAACGAAGGCAGCAACACCAAUCAAGGAUUCACCAACACCACCACAAACAAAGGAUUUACAAACAAAAAAGGCUGUUACACCAACAACUCCACAAGUAAAUGUCGAAACUCCCACCAAAGAUUCACCAACAAAAAAGAUUGCUACACCAACAACACCACAAAUAAAAGUCGCAACACCCACAAAAGAUUCUCCAACAAACAAGGUUACUACACCAACCACACCACAAGCGAAGGCAGCUGAAUCAACAACGCUAUCAAAAGUUGACACACCAGCAACAUCACAAAUCAAAGCAGCAACAGCACAAACAAAAACUGACACACCAGCAACAACAGAAAUCAAGGCAGCAACACCACAAAAGACACCACAACUUAAGCCAGCCGCAGAUGAGGCCAAGUCAACAACACCAGCAACAACUGUUGCUCAGGCAGGAAAAACAAUAUCACCCAAGGGGGUGAGCAAGCAAUCUGGCAACGCCGUAGCCAUGACAACAGCAACACCAACAGCAACAUCAACAUCAACAGCAGCAACAGGCAAAUCAAAAUUGAACGAAACAGCAGGGCCAAAAAUAAAUAGCGGGCAGCCGGCCAAGUCACCUGAACAACAACAGGCAACGGCAGCCGCAGUCGAAACGAAAAUAAAUAAAACAACGCACAAGGAACAACAGCAGCAGCAGCAGCAGCAACUGCUCGAGACGGCAGCAACAUUGGUGCCACAAACGGAAACCAAAACGAAAUUGACGGAAGCCGCUGAGCCAACGGGCAAGUCAAAGGUGCAAUCACCGAAAACGACAAAGCCAAAAAGUGCCGGCAAAACAAAUGUUGGCAAAAAGAAAGCUGCAACGCCAGCAGCAACAGCGCCAGCGGCAGCAGCAACAGCAACAGCAGCAACAGAAACUGUAACAGCUUUGUCUGAGAGCAAUGUGACCCCAAUCAAUGCCGAUCAAUUUAUAACUUUGGCCCCCACAAAGGCGGCCAAAACAUCGCCGAACAAGCAACAGACAUUGCAAUUGCAAGUGCAACACGAGCAGCACGAGCAGCAGCAGCAGCAACAGGCCACAAAUGCGUCAUCGCCGGCGGCAACAGGCGAUGCAACCACAACGCCCACAACAAUAACAAUUGGUGUUGCUGCUGUUAAUGUUGCUGUUGCUGUUGGUACUCUUGGUGUUGCUCCCACCGAUGCUGCUGCUGCUGCCUCUCUCAGCAGCAGCAACAACAGCUGCGGCGAAGGCGUCGGCAAUAAUUUAUCAAAGUUUGCAACAGUAUCGAAUUUGGCACAGUGUCUGCGAGACGUUGAUGCCGAGCUAGAGGACUAUAUACCCUCGUCGGCGGAAAAUAGCCAAGACGACGACGACGACGACGACAGCAGCAGCAACAGUUGCGACGAUUAUUCCAGUGUUGACGGUUGUGCGAAUUUAAGCGCCAGCAUGAAGAAGAAGCAGCGCAAGGAGAAGAAGAAACAGAAGGCGAAAGCCGCCGCCGCCGAAGGAAAGCGCUUCGAUCCGCACAAGAAGAUCAAAAUCGAUACGACGAACAAGUGUUAUGUGAAGGAGGAGGCGCCACGCUAUCCACUGGUGGCCACGCCGCGUCCCCUGUGGAAGCGCGAGAAGAUCGUCUAUUCGGAUGAGAACACCGACGAUGAGAGCGGCAGCGAGGAGGGCAGCGGCGGCUCCCUGGACGAGGACAGCGACGACGAGAGCGGCGGCGACGAGGAGUGCAGCUCCUCGAGCAGCAGCGCCAGUUCCGAGGACCUCGAGGUGGGUGGCGCCGCCAAGGGUGGGGCGGGAACCACCACCACAACGGUCGUCGAUUCACCCAGUUCGGCCGGAACUCUGGGGGUGAACAGCGGAGGGGGCGCCUCCACCUCCAGCUCGCCGUCCAUCAUCCGGAUGAGCACCUGCAGCAACGAUUCCGGGUUCGAAGGCGGCACCGCGCCCUCCAGUCCCAAGAAGAUGUUAGAAACAUCAUAUACAUAUUCACAAUUCCAAAAAUCCGGACGUUUCACUGCGCCAGCAACAGUAAUACCUAGAUUUAAGAAUUAUUCGGUAGAUGAUUUCCACUUUCUGGCCGUUCUUGGCAAAGGAAGUUUUGGCAAGGUUCUGCUGGCUGAGCUGCGUGAUACCACGUACUACUAUGCCAUCAAGUGCCUGAAGAAGGAUGUCGUCCUGGAGGACGACGAUGUGGACUCGACGCUUAUUGAACGCAAGGUCCUGGCGCUGGGCACCAAACAUCCCUAUCUGUGUCAUCUGUUUUGCACCUUCCAAACGGAGAGCCACUUGUUCUUUGUGAUGGAGUAUCUAAAUGGCGGUGAUCUCAUGUUCCACAUCCAGGAGAGCGGUCGCUUUUCCGAGGAGCGGGCCAGAUUCUAUGGAGCCGAAAUAAUCUCGGGCCUCAAGUUCCUGCACAAAAAGGGCAUUAUCUAUAGGGAUCUCAAACUGGAUAAUGUCCUGCUGGACUACGAGGGACAUGUGCGAAUUGCCGACUUUGGCAUGUGCAAAUUGCAAAUCUAUUUGGACAAGACGGCCGAUAGCUUUUGCGGCACACCCGAUUAUAUGGCGCCCGAAAUCAUAAAGGGUGAAAAGUACAAUCAGAAUGUGGAUUGGUGGUCGUUCGGUGUGCUGCUCUACGAAAUGCUGAUCGGACAGUCACCAUUCAGUGGCUGCGAUGAGGACGAGCUCUUCUGGUCCAUUUGCAAUGAAAUUCCAUGGUUCCCAGUCUAUAUAUCCGCCGAGGCCACCGGAAUACUCAAGGGGUUGCUGGAGAAGGACUAUACGAAGCGUAUUGGCUCGCAAUAUAGUCCAGCUGGUGAUAUAGCUGAUCAUAUAUUCUUCCGCCCGAUCGACUGGGGAUUACUGGAAAAGCGGCAAAUCGAACCGCCCUUCAAGCCCCAAGUGAAACACCCCCUGGAUACGCAAUAUUUCGACCGGGUCUUUACCAGGGAGCGGGUGCGACUCACCCCCAUCGAUAAGGAGAUACUAGCCUCCAUGGACCAGAAGCAGUUCCACGGCUUCACCUACACAAAUCCUCACAUCACCCUGGACUAAAUCUUAAUUAAUACUAUCCUAAUUAAUUAUUUAGAGCAACAGUAUUUGUAUAUGUAAAUAUUUAUUAUGGAACAAAAAAAAAACAAAGAUUAACAAACGAAUAUGGAAAAGGAAAUCGAAAUUUUAAUACCUUUUAGCUAAGCCUUAAAACCCACUUAAAAAUUUGAGCGUAAUUCUAGUCAGUUAGCUUUACUUCUAUGUCUAAGUCUAAUUGUACAGAUAUCCCUCCUCAUAUUUACCUAUAUACUAUAUACCUAUGCAUAUAUAUCUUUUUUUUUCGCAAAUUAUAUUUGUUCUGAAUUUUAGCGGCUAAGCAAAAAGUCUACGUCUAUGAGAAAUAAAAAACUAAGAAAUUUAAAAAAAUAA
Molecule: messenger RNA, 6183 nt
Organism: Drosophila takahashii
Lineage: Eukaryota; Metazoa; Arthropoda; Insecta; Diptera; Drosophilidae
Gene: Pkcdelta
Product: Protein kinase C delta
Biological process (GO): intracellular signal transduction; peptidyl-serine phosphorylation
Molecular function (GO): ATP binding; diacylglycerol-dependent serine/threonine kinase activity
Source: RefSeq, a predicted model, not a curated record